AUGGCGGAGGGCUUGCAUCCUCCGCUGCAGCGCACUGCGCAUCCUCAUGAGCCCAAGGAAGAUGAUCUUGAAAAACUCAAGAAGUGGCAGGAAGCUCGCCUUGAACGAAAACUCCGUGGAGAGUAUGAGUCUGCUGUUUUUCACCUUGCAGAGCUUGUCAACCAAAAUCUCGAGACAUCACUAUCAGUCACUUCAAUCCGUGUGGAUGGUGCCACAAAUACCAGGAAGUCUUUCUUAGGUUGGUUGAUUCAGCCAUGGCUUGCGCGGCACACAGACGACCGGGCGCACAAAUCGAACAACCUGCAAGGAGCGCUGUAUACUGCAAGGGGCAUAAGCCACAUUCUGCAAGAGACGGACCUAUUUCACUCUGUUGACGCAAAAAUCCAGAGGAGUCGAGAUCACCUUGCCGGGGAGGGGGACGUUGAUAUUGUUGUCACCACACGUGAAAAAGGCCGGUUCUACUUGAAAAGUGCCACGGAAUUUGGUAAUAAUGAGGGUAGCGUUAGUGUCACGGGCAGAGUGCGAAACAUAUUUGGUGGAGCUGAGUUCCUGGAAGGACACUACUCAGCAGGAACAAAAACGCGUCGUUCUUUCCACGGGCUUCUCUCCCUUCCUCUUUCGCCGUCUUUGCGCACAACGGGCCAACUUUCGUUGUUCAGUCAGGAGCGAGAUCUCUCGUCUUUUGCAAGUUGUUCGGAGAUUUCACACGGCUUAAAGGUUGCAACAAAUAGCAACUGGGGAGUUCAUGGUGUCCACGAAGUUGCGUAUCAGGUCGUUUUAAGGCACAUCAACAAUUUAGCAUCAAAUGCAUCAGUUAGUAUUCGCGAACACGCUGGUCACACUAUCAAGUCGUCGAUCUCUCAUUCGUGGACAAAAGAUACCAGAGAUGACAAGCUUGCAGCGUCGCGUGGCUUCUAUGGCAAGGUUUAUCAAGAACUAGCUGGACUGUCAGGGGACGUGUCAUUUUACAAGGCUGAGGUUGAAAGUCAGUUUUCCCGGCGCCUCGUUCCAGGAAUGAGCCUCUCAUUAGCUGCACGGUCUGGCUUCUUAAAGGCUCUUACCGGCCCUAGCCAUUUUUCUGAUAGGUUCCAGCUCGGUGGCCCUCUCAGUUUAAGGUCGUUCAGGGCAAACAGCAUAGGCCCUCGAGAUGGAGUUGAUUCACUUGGCGGUGAUAUUUAUUGGUCAACAGGCGUUUCUUUGGUGUCCGAUAUCCCACGGAAACCUCAUUGGCCCAUCAAGUCACACAUCUUUGUGAACGCUGGGAGGUUGGAUGCAAUGGACGGAACGAAAGGACUCAGCGAGAAUUUAAUAGGGUGUCUAAGAAAACCCUCGAUAUCUGCGGGAGUUGGCCUUAUAUACCGCUUCGAUCCUGUGAGGGUAGAGGUAAACUUUGGGGUGCCGCUUGUUGCAAGUAAGAGCGAUGGUGUGCGAAGGGGCUUCCAAGUUGGUAUUGGCAUGGAGUUUCUGUAAAUUUUUCGUGUUCUGGAGUCCAUGUCAGAUUUAAGUGUUUGGUAGCUAGAUCAUCACUCACGAAAUUAGAACAACCCACCGUGCGACCCCUC
Molecule: messenger RNA, 1562 nt
Organism: Suillus subalutaceus
Lineage: Eukaryota; Fungi; Basidiomycota; Agaricomycetes; Boletales; Suillaceae
Product: surface antigen-domain-containing protein
Exons: 8
Coding region: 1-1470 (489 amino acids)
Biological process (GO): protein insertion into mitochondrial outer membrane
Cellular component (GO): outer membrane; SAM complex
Source: RefSeq, a predicted model, not a curated record